Messenger RNA from Mugil cephalus (flathead mullet), 1748 nucleotides. Its product is annotated as leucine-rich repeat-containing protein 72. The transcript has 5 exons. The record is from RefSeq and is a predicted model, not a curated record. The coding region runs from base 184 to 813 and encodes 209 amino acids. Lineage: Eukaryota; Metazoa; Chordata; Actinopteri; Mugiliformes; Mugilidae.
UGAUUAUCCCCAUCAUGUGAUCUACAGCCGAGGCUAUGAAAGAGGACCUUUCAUUUGAGUUGAGACCAGUUCUCAGAGGAUCCUCAGCAGCUCGGUCUGAUCAUGGUGUAGUCAUCUGACUUCUAAUCUUCGUCACUAAGAGGAACAGAAGGUUUUUUUUAUUUAUUUAUUUAUUUUGUGGUCAUGGAUCAUCACAGCUCAGGGCAACACCUCAGUCCACCAGGCCACCCGUCAGGAUUUCAGUGGCUCUCCUUUGCUUAUCAAGGCCUGACAGAAAUCCCCUACGAAGCCAUAUUAUCCCAGACGGACACGCUGGAGGUGCUGGACCUCAGUUACAAUCUGCUGGACGAGAACCCGGCUCUGCUGGGACGACUGGAGAAGCUCAGCACCCUGAUCCUGGACUGCAACAACUACACGUCCCACGUCAAGUUCCCCUACAUGCCGAGCGUCACCGCGCUGUGCAUCAACAAGAACAAGGUCUACAACCUGCCCGUGUUCGUGGAGGAGGUCCGACGAAAGUUCCCCAGCAUCAAGAUCCUAAGCAUGAUGAACAACGAGGCAGCGCCGAGCUACUUCAAUGGAGGAAGUCUGACACAAUAUAUAGACUAUAGACAGUACGUGAUCAGCCAGAUCCCGGGUCUGGAGAUCCUGGAUGACACGGAGGUCCUGGAGAAGGAGAGGGCGCAGGCCAGAAAAACCUACAGGCUGCAGCGCAGCGCACACAGCAGCAGGAAGAGAAAGGAGGACGCCUCCAGGAAACACUCGCACAUACAGAAAAAGUCUAGUAGCAUAUAUCGUACUGCGUCGCCUUAAAGCAGUUUGAGAGUUUGAGGGCCACAUACAUUUGAUCUCAAAGGGGUUGGAACAGUAACACAAAACAUAAUAAACUCAUAAAUAACCUUUUUCCAUUUGUUUUAGAACCAAAAAGAGCAAAUAAAUUGUGUUUAUUACACUUAAUAAAAUAUCCUUUCAAGAAAAUGACUUUUCUUGAGAAAGAUUUGUGCAAUUUGUAGGAAUACAAGUUAUUUUCAUUGAAAAUUUUAAAGGGAUACGCCACCCCUAUGUGCAAUUUACUCACCGUAUUUCCCGUUGGAUAGGUGAGAAAAAGGCGUUUUUAAAUCGGUCCAGACAUCGUCCUAAUCCAGCAGUGCAGGUGUUAGCUUUAGCUUAGCAUAGGCGCUGUAAUGUAGAGUAGUCAAUUAGUCAGUCAUUCGCAAAAUUGACAAAUAAACUCAAGAAUUUGUUGCAUCAACAUUUGCACUCGAUGUGAAUGUGCAGGUCACAAGAGCUAAUUUGGAAAAGUCAACACACUCUUACAGCGGCUAUGCUAAGCUAAAGCUAACAGCUUUAAAAACGCUUCUCACUUAUCCAGCUCUGGGGAAUUUGCUGAAGUUUCACAUAGAGGUGGUGUAUCCCUUUAAGUAAUUUUUACACUUUGCAAAUUUAUGCUGCGGCCCAGAUUAGACCCUCAGAUGGGCCACUUUUGGACCCGCAGGCCCUAUGUUUAAAACCUGUGCAUUAAAGCCACCACUUCUAUGCAACGCUGGAGACAUUAUACAGAUUAUACAGAAUUAUAUAUAUAUAUAUACAAACAAACAAAUGCAUCCUGUGCUCUGCCUCUGCUUGUGACGACAUCACAUUAUCUGUUUGUGUCUGAUAAUAUAUAUAUGUGCAUGUGUAUGUGUGUGUGUGUGUGUGUGUGUGUGUGUGUGUGUGUGUGUGUGUGUGUGUGUGGUAUGAAUCAUAUU